Platichthys flesus (European flounder) is the source of this 3052-nucleotide messenger RNA. RefSeq names its product sperm-associated antigen 1A-like. Gene Ontology annotation, molecular function: protein binding. The coding region runs from base 79 to 1755 and encodes 558 amino acids. The transcript has 9 exons. NCBI's taxonomy places the organism in Eukaryota, Metazoa, Chordata, Actinopteri, Pleuronectiformes, Pleuronectidae. Gene Ontology annotation, biological process: axonemal dynein complex assembly. Gene Ontology annotation, cellular component: cytosol. The record is from RefSeq and is a predicted model, not a curated record.
UCUAUUCUAGCUUUUCUGGUUGAACCCAGCCAGGCUGUGGCAGAGGAGAGCUCUGCUUCUCCUGCCGAGAGGGGAGGCAUGGGUAACGCUCAAAAGAAGCCCCACAGCAGAGGUGACGGGGGUCCACACAGUGAGUCCAGCAACUCUCACACAGGACACCGGAGGAGCAAAGGAGGCAGCUCAGACAAGUACAAAGUCCCACAGGAGUCCAAGGAAAAGGUAGCCAAUGGAACAGGCAAGAGGGGCUCGACAGCUUCAGUCCACACUGACCAGGGCAGCAGCGGGAAGGGGAGUCCAGUUGGAGGAACUGCAAGGGAAACUAUCAACCUAGAUGCCCCGUGUGGAGCCCUGCCCCCACCCCUGUCGCGGCUAAAAAACGAAGGAAAUCUGCUGUUUAAAAAUGGACAGUUUUCUGAUGCACUGGAUAAAUACUCAACAGCCAUCCAGGGUUAUUCUGAUUCAGAGAUUGACAGUCCAGAGGAUCUAUGUAUUCUGUAUUCUAACAGAGCAGCUUGUUACUUGAAAGAUGGCAACAGUCAGGAAUGCAUACAGGACUGCACAAGAGCUCUGGAGCUGAAGCCAUUCUUCCUAAAGCCUCUCCUCCGCCGGGCCAUGGCUUAUGAGUCGUUGGAGCGCUAUCGAACGGCCUAUGUGGAUUACAAGACUGUCCUGCAGAUAGACAUCAGUGUGCAGGCAGCACAUGACAGCGUCAACAGGAUCACCAGGCUACUAAUUGAUCAGGACGGUCCAGAGUGGAGGGAGAAACUUUCGGAGAUUCCCCUGGUGCCUCUGUCGGCUCAGCACCACCGCAGAGAGGAGCCACCCAGUGCUGAGGUUCUCCAGGCACGGGCAGAAAAGGCUGCCAGGGACACAGAGAGGAAAGCAGAAGUUUGUUUCACUGUGUUGAAGCAAGAAGGGAAUGAUUAUGUGAAGAAGGGCCAAUACCAGGACGCACUUGGAAAGUACAAUGAAUGCCUUAAACUUAAGCCAGAGGAGUGUGCAGUCUACACCAACAGAGCCCUAUGCUACUUGAAGGUGGAGAGGUUUACUGAAGCCAAGCAGGACUGUGACGCAGCACUGAAACUAGAGCCGACCAAUAAGAAAGCCUUCUACAGAAGAGCCCUGGCCAAUAAAGGCCUUAAGGACUACCUUGCAUGCACCUCUGACCUGCAGGAGGUGCUGCAGCAGGACCCCAACCUGCAGGAGGCUGAGAGGGAGCUGGAGGAAGUCACAGUCCUGCUCAGACAGAGUCUUGCCCUCGACUCACAAGCCAAGUCCAGAAAGACUGUCCCCAUUACAGAGGUUGAAGGUGACGAGGAGUCGACAGCCAUUCCUACCUCGGAGAGCAGCUGCAGAGGAGAAGACCUAACCAUCAACAUUCAUCCAACAAACGUCUACGAGUUCGGCCAGGCUCUGAAUGCAGCUCGCUGUAGCAGUAAUACUGCAGCCUGUGCUGACCUGCUGGCCUCCACAGUUCCGCAGAUGCUUCCACAGUACCUAAGCAGCCAGCUGGACGGACGCACCAUCACCUUCAUCGUACAGGUGCUGGACUCCCACCUCCUGGAGAAAGACCCCAAUCUGGUCUUCCAACACCUCAACCAUCUGCACACAACGGACAGGUUCUCGAUUGUGCUGAUGCUUCUGGAGAAGGAUGAACGUCUCCACAUCACCCAUCUGUUCGAGCAUCUGUCGGCCAUCGAGAGCACAGAGUUCACUAAGAACGAUGUUCAGAACUUGGCCAACAAAUAUAUCUGACCCUCCUGCCCCUGCUGCAUGAGCUGCUGCAGCACUACAACUCUAUGGUCUAUGCAAACCACUGCACAAGAACUGAGUAAACAAAGGCAGGAUGCUGUAGAAUGUUUCCCCAGAGCAAUUCCAUGGCACUGGGUCACAUUCACUCCACUGAUCUGUACUGUAAAUGAUCACCAUAUGUGUAAAUGACAGGAUAAGAAAUUGUUCUGUCUGGAAACGUUUUGCUAUACAGAUUUAUUUUGUAUCACAGGCAGACAUGAUAUUAUUGACCUUUACUUAGGGUCCAAUGUACAACUAUAUGUAACGCUACAAGCUGUAGUUUUUGCUCAGGACAAACUCAUAUUCCCAGAACUGUGCUUAGCUGUGAGCUGGUCCUUGAACCCUGUCAGUCUUCUGAUUUAUUAACUGAGCUGCUGCCACUAACCUAGAUCGGUAAGUUUCAGAAAUACCAAGCAAAUGAACAAGAGAGGUAAUUUGCUACUGAGGUGGUUAGGUAGAUGUUCUAUGCAGAAGGACAAAACCUUAAGAUAGAGAAAUCUGAAUAUGACUGUAUGUAUUGUAUGUUCCUUGAGGAAGAAAUAGUCUUGUAUUGUCAUCUUACUGCUGUUCUGUGCCGUAUGGUAACAUUAUCUCUCUGACAGGUACCUACUGACAGCGCUGUGUGAGCAAAUACAGUUCGUAACCUUACAUGACCCAGAUGCUCUGGUUUAUUCAGCUAUGCUCUGAUGAAAAAUUUCAUUUAAAAGACGACGGAGUCAUUCAUGCUGUUUGUUACCAAAUUAGCCUGUAAGGCAAUGCAUAUCUGCACACUCAUUUUUACAGCAAUUCAGCCCAGCAGAAAUGCACACAUUGGAGAAGAAGCAGCAUCUUAAUGAGAUGCGUGCCUUGUAUUUCACACUGUGGGUUGCUUAUAUUUUAGUGUGUACAAAUAUUCCCUAUGAGUAUGUCAUUCAAUAAGUUAUCAAAUGGAUUUUUAUCAGAAAUUAUUCAUAUUUACUAACAUGAAAUCAUUUGUUUACAAUGUGUCAUCUGCUCUUCUUUCUACCCAUGUUAUUGACAACUGCUCAAUAAUUGAGUCAUUUCGAAAUUGAUGACUGCUUAAGUUUUGUUUUCAAUUGUUUAUCUGCUCUACAUUAUUGUACCAAAUGUAUUUCAUGCUGAUCAGUCAGCGGGCAACAGGCAAUAAUCACACAUUCCACUUUCUCCUCAUUGUGGUUUUAAAUUAUAUUUUAGUAGUGAUGUAAGAAUGUGUACAAUAAUAACAGAGGGCUAUUCAAUAAACUGGAAACAGAUUUUCUUC